Diaporthe citri is the source of this 1917-nucleotide messenger RNA. RefSeq lists its product as uncharacterized. Bases 1 to 1917 code for a protein of 638 amino acids. NCBI's taxonomy places the organism in Eukaryota, Fungi, Ascomycota, Sordariomycetes, Diaporthales, Diaporthaceae. The transcript is spliced from 3 exons. The record is from RefSeq and is a predicted model, not a curated record.
AUGUUCCAUCCAGCUUGCAGCCGUGGAAGAGCUCUUGCCCUUCUCCAACCUUGCGCCCGUCUGAACCUGGCCAAUGCCAUUGGCAAGCGGACAUGGAAUGGCACUCUUCAACAACGGCGGCAGUGGUCGAGACAAACCCUGGCAAAGACCGAGCUCUACGAAGACAGUUAUCCUGCAGCUACCAAGCUCAAGGAUACGGGUAUUUUUGCCCCUCGGAAAAAGAGGGCUAGCAAGAAAGACCCCACGUCCAGUGAUGGGAGCAGGGUCAACAUUGUCAAUAAGAGACUUGCCAAUGAUGUCGUCUCGUACCUCGGACCCUCGCUCGAGAGACACAAGGGAUGCGAUCUGAUCUCUAUCUAUCCCGGUGCCGGCCUCUUCGCCAAGUCCCUUCACGAUGCGGUCCAGCCCCGAUCCCACCUAUUGCUCGAGCCCGAUGAAAUACUAUACACGCCCUUUCUCAAACCAUUGCUGAAAGAGAAGAACGUGAGGCUGGUACCCAAGUCCGGAAUCAUUUGGUCAGAGCUACAGGAGAUCCUGACUCCUGAAUAUCUACCCAACCAAGUCGAAUUCGACCGGUUGGAUCUCGACAAAGCACCUCCGAGAAACGACACCCUCCUCGUCAACAUGAACCUCUCGAUGUACCCCAAGAAAAAAUACAAUAUGUUCGACUCCAUGUCGCGCAUGGUCUUGUACCAACUCAUCACCUCCAUCCGCACCUCGACCCAAUUUCAGAAGUACGGCCAGGUGCGCAUGCUUGUAUGGAUUCCCGAUGACGAAAAGUCGUCCAUGAUUCCACGCAUGGUGCAAAUGAGGAAAAAGGGAGCCGUCGAGGCCGAGCUGGUGACAGAGUACAUGGCCGAGGUGUGCGGCAAGGAUGGCACUCUUGACGAGGAAACCGAGUCAGCCAAGGGCAAGAACACCAAAGUCCGGCCGCACCAGCUCGACCUCGAGAGCCUGCGACAGGCCAUGGUGCGCAUGCGGGACGGCGGACAUGUCACCCCACAUGGCAGGGAUACCAAACUUCUAAAACAAUUCAAAGCAUUGGACGUCCCCUUGGACACUCCUCUCCCCUUGGCCGAUGAGGUGUUCUCAGUCGACAAGGCCUUCAGGUCAGAGAUCGAAGACAUGCGGAAGCAGGAGGAAGCAGGCACGAUUGCAAAGGGUUCCAAACUAGAAACCCGGUACAAGAUGCUCAAGCACUACGAUAAAUGGCUCGACAGGCUCGCCGUCAAGCUCCUGGACUUCGCGAUAAGGCACGACGCCAUGAACGAGCUGCGGAAACAGGCAGACCAGGCCAAGGCCGACGGCGACGAGGAGCGCGCGCAGAACCUGAUCCACAAGACCAGGCGGCUCAACGAGCAGUACAACAACGCCGUCAGACAGCUGCCAGAUUACGUCAGGUCGCAGCUGAACCUGCUGCGAGACCAGCUGCACGUGCUGCGGCAGCCGGCGGAUCUGGGCCCGGUGAUGUCGUGGGACCGGCGUCCGUAUGAGCCGCUGCGGGUCCGGCCGACCGAGUUCUUCCCCAACACGCCGCUCGCGCUCAUCGACAUCCAGCCCAAGGCGCCGCACCCGCUGCUGCGGCACAUCGGCCCCGGCACCAGCAACGCGGGCGACAUCUUCGACCUGAUGCUGGGCAUGAUCAUGCAGAACACGCUCGUCCCGCUUGUCCACACCAUGGAUCACGUCUGGCCCGGCGCCCGCGACGGCCUCGAGUCCGAGUGCGAGACCGUCCGCGACCCGGCCACCCGGCGGCACCCCGCUCACCGGCGACGCCGCGUUCGGCUGCCCAGCUAUGCCGAGCUCGUGGGCCGUCUCGAGGACGACAGCCUGGUUGACGACUCCAGCUCGCCUGGGCUCGACGACGAAGGGCCCGGGGGCCUUGGCAUGGGGAACACUACCCUGGAUGCCUUCUAG